Molecule: messenger RNA, 1527 nt
Organism: Triplophysa rosa
Lineage: Eukaryota; Metazoa; Chordata; Actinopteri; Cypriniformes; Nemacheilidae
Gene: ankrd39
Product: ankyrin repeat domain 39
Exons: 4
Coding region: 225-800 (191 amino acids)
Molecular function (GO): protein binding
Source: RefSeq, a predicted model, not a curated record
UGUUUAUAUACGAUUCUAAUAAAGAAAUACUAGGUGGUUGGUGGCUGUUUAAGAUUCGUUAGUUUACUCAUAUGACGCAGACAUUGACAUGUUUUUGUUGCAUAUUUGUUUGCUUUACUAUUUAGUUAAUACAAAAUAAGAGCACGUGUUUUCACUUAUGCAAAUAGUUGUGCUAACACUUUACUUUAUAUAUUACAGUGUUGUGUAAUAAAUAGCAUUUUAAGAUGGAUUCGCACGUGACUCAAUGCGCAUGUAGCGCCCAUCGCUCAGCACCAAGCGUUCACCAAACCCUGGAUGAGAUGGAGUUUGAAAGAGGUAUUUGGUCGGCUGCUCUAGAUGGAGAUCUUGAGAAGGUCAGGUCGUUUCUUAGAAAGGGGAUUGAUCCAAAUUUGAGGGACCAGUCACACUACACUGCUUUGCACUAUGCUGGUCGAGCAGGUCACCUGUCUGUGUGCAUGUUACUUCUGGACUGUGGAGCUUGUGUUAAUGCCCAGACCCGUGGUGGAGCAACCCCUCUUCACAGGUCAGCUUACUGUGGUCAUGUUAGAGUGGUCAAGGUGUUGUUAGACCGUGGGGCCGAUCCACACCUGACCGAUGAUGAUGGAACUACGCCACUUCAUAAGGCUGCUGAGCAGAAGCAUCUUGAGGUUUGUGAGCUGUUGGUGAACCGUUUUCCAGUCUUGCGAAGUCAGAAGGAUAAAAGAUCUCACAUUCCUUUUGAUGUCUGCCCGGAACACAACAUGUUUUGGGAGUUUUUGAGACCACCACGACCUGAUCUAACCCACAGUCUAUUAUGUUAAUGCCUUAGGCAUACCCAUAAAAGAGGAAGCUUAUCAAGGCUAUGUUUUUGGACAUUGAGAUCACCUAAGCUUCUCUUGUGAAGUGAGACUUUUGCCUUUAUCGCUGAAUGAGCGAAAGGGCUUAAAGAGAUGGCACAUUCAGCUAGGUGGCUUAUGCUUUAAAAUUUCCUUUGAAUGGAGUGACCAUGUCAUUCAAGGUUUGACUGGUUAGAUGGUGUAACAACAAAAUUCUAUGGAAAAAGCUAAUUUCUAUAAUGGCAGCAACUUAACAACAACAGGGCAGUUGUGGCCUAAUGGUUAGAGAGUCGGACUCAUGACCAGAAGGUUGCCGGUUCGAUUCCCAGGGCCGGCGGGUAACAACUGAGGUGCCCUUGAGCAAGGCACCUUACCCCUACUUGCUCCCCGGGUGCUGUAGUGAUAGCUGCCCACUGCUCCGGGGGUACGUGUGCUCACUACUCUCUGUAUGGGUUAAAUGCAGAGGUCACAUUUCGUUGCCUUGUACAUGUGCAAUGACAAUAAAUUGAAUCUAAAUCUAAAAUCUUAAAGGUUGUCUGGUUCAUUCUGAUUUUAUGAAAAUAAAAAGGCUCUUCAAGUAUGAAAUGGACUUCACCCAAAACUGAAAAUUCUGAAAAAUAACACUGGGUCCCCCUUAAAGCGAUAGUUCACCCAAAAAUGUAAAUUCUCUCAUCAUUUACUCAAAACCUGUAUACAUUUCUUUGUUCUGCUA